Messenger RNA from Exserohilum turcica Et28A, 1137 nucleotides. RefSeq lists its product as uncharacterized. The record is from RefSeq and is a predicted model, not a curated record. NCBI's taxonomy places the organism in Eukaryota, Fungi, Ascomycota, Dothideomycetes, Pleosporales, Pleosporaceae. The transcript has 2 exons. The coding region runs from base 1 to 1137 and encodes 378 amino acids. Gene Ontology annotation, molecular function: protein-L-histidine N-tele-methyltransferase activity. Gene Ontology annotation, biological process: peptidyl-histidine methylation, to form tele-methylhistidine.
AUGGCGUUUAGUUUCGGCUUCUCGGGCGACGACAUAGAAGAGGAUCCCAACGAUGUGCAAGAGCACGAGGGUCAACAGCAGACGGCGGCGGAAAGCAACAUGCCGCCGCCGCUUCCAGCCAAAGCACAUGACAUACAGGAAAUGCUCUCGACGCUCCCCGACAAAAUCUCCUUCUCAACCCUAACCCUCACCUCGCCCAAAGGCUUCACGGCACGGCUCCCCCGCCGCGAACUCUUCGACGCCCGGCUGCAGCUCAUGGCCGAAGACGACGGCACCGAGGCGCACCCUCUCACCGGCCUGUCCACCAGCGACCUCGAGCAAAACAUCUACGAGGGCGGCUACAAAACCUGGGAAUGCAGCCUCGAUCUCGUGCGGUUCCUGCUGGACCGCGGCCCGCGAAAAGACCUCGACGACCUCAUGCGCGUGGACCACGUGAUCGAAAUGGGAUGCGGCAGUGCGCUGCCCUCGCUGCUGCUGUUCAUGUACGCGCUGCGGAACCAGCUCUCCAUGUAUUUCACGCUUACCGAUUACAACGAGGAUGUGCUGAGGCUGGUCACGCUGCCGAAUCUGCUGCUCGCGUGGACAGCGACGCUGGACGACGAGCAGAGCCGCACGCUUUUUCCAGACGGAAACCCGCUUGCAGGUCUGGCGUCCACCUUGGGAUCUGAGAGUGCGGCUGAGCCGAGUACGGGCAAGAGUGAAGAAGAAAAGAAAGAAGGAGAAGAAGACCAUGAGGAUUUAUACAUUACUCCCGCCCUUCUUCAGGCUUUCUCUUCCGCCCUCGCUGCAACGGGUAUAUCGCUUACUCUGAUUUCGGGCUCGUGGGCCCCAACAGAUGCGUUGUUGCCGCUGGUUCCGUCGGUCCCUGAGCUCAAUACGUUUAUCCUUGGCUCGGAAACCAUAUACAGUCCAGCAUCCCUGACGGCGUUUGCCGACGCCAUUGUAGCGCUCAUGGGGCGCGUCAAGACGGGCAAGACGGUGGUAGCUGCGAAGCGUGUGUAUUUUGGCGUUGGCGGCAGUGUCGACGGAUUCAGGGAGGAGUGUAGUCGGAGAGGCUGUGUAGCGAGUGAGGUGGAGUUUGAGGGGCUGGGCGAGGGCGGUGUGAGGAGGUGUUUGGUUGAGGUGCAGAUGUACUAG